AAACUAUGCCACACAAGACCCAGAGGACAAAGUUAAGCCACCACUGCGUCCAUACCGCUAUGGUCUGGAUAAACUGGUCAAAUUUGUCACAACCUCAGGGGACAAGCUGGAGAAGAGAAUCCCAAGUGUCUUUCAAGUGUACAGAACUUUCAGCUCAGGCAUCAAGUCAUUUGUGGCUGACACAAAGGACUACCACAGAGUGUCUCUGAGUCUUUGGCGGGGAGAGAGCUUACAGCAGUUUUCUCGGAGAGAUCUGGAGCUCUACCGCCAGUUUUCUGCUGAUCUGCCACUGGUUGGCCUCAUGAUGGUGAUUGCCUUUGCUCCUGGUGGAGCUUUUGUCUUCCCUCUAGCCUACGUGUUUCCUCGUUUCCUGUUGUCUCAUCACUUCUGGACAGCCGACCAGCGUGUUCAAUUCCGGAGGAUCAAGAUGGGCAAGAAGCUGCGACAUUACGACAACGUGCUGGACUUCCUGCACCUCCUGAGCCGGCACAUCGAGAGCGACGGGCGGGAGCGCAACAUGAAACAGCUGAUCCGAAAGCUGGACAUGUCAGUGACCUUGACCCCUACGGAGAUCUUGUCUCAACUGCCUUUGUUUGAAGGGAAGCCAUACAGGAUGGAUUCUCUCUCUAUACGGCACAUGCGUCACUUGAGCAAGGCGAACGGGAUGUCAUUGCGGAGGAGGAAAUUGGUGAAAGAUGGGCUUAUGCUGCACUACAUGGACAAAGCCAUGAUUAGAGAGGGCAUCGAAGAUCUACCAGAUGAGGAGCUGGACCAGGCGUGUGCGUGGAGGGGUUUGAACCCAGAUGGCCUGAAGAGGAAAGAGAAACUGAGCUACCUGAAGGACUGGAUACACAUCAGUUCUCAUGUCCACGAACCCAGUAUAUCCUUAUUACUUCACUUACCGGUGCUGCUUGGCUACUGCCACCCAACCAACCGAGAGCUGAUGGGACCGAUGUCAGCGAGACAGAAGGAAAGAAUUUGAGACUGUCUUCCAGUGUGACCGAUAUUUUGGGUGAUAUGCUAUUCCACGAUAACUAGCGGAACAGAAAUAAUACCUCAUUUGUCCCGUCAGUCACCGAAACCAAACAUGUCUCAGAAUUUGCAUAAAGUACUUUUUUUUUCAAAUGACUGCAUUUGAUAUGAUUCUUUAGAAGUUUUUCAAAUGUUCUGAUCAUUUAAAGUUGAAAUAAAUUAAUUGGUACAGUGUUAUCAUUGUAAGAAAAUAUAGUCCAAAUCAUGCCAAAUGUCCCGUCAGUUACUGUGGAGUAGCCCUGAUAUAAUAGUUACACAUGAGUGUUGGUAUUAUUGUUUUUUGAUGUUGCAUUUAGUGCACAUGUAGUUUUUGCUCUAGCUGUUAGCUUUUUAGGCUGGAUAGAGAGAGGAUCUUUUUGUUGUUUCUGUGAUUAUUUUUACUGUGAAGGAA
Aplysia californica (California sea hare) is the source of this 1423-nucleotide messenger RNA. RefSeq names its product LETM1 domain-containing protein 1. Gene Ontology annotation, biological process: intracellular monoatomic cation homeostasis. Gene Ontology annotation, molecular function: ribosome binding. Gene Ontology annotation, cellular component: mitochondrial inner membrane. Lineage: Eukaryota; Metazoa; Mollusca; Gastropoda; Aplysiida; Aplysiidae. The record is from RefSeq and is a predicted model, not a curated record.